AUGCACUUCGUGCCCUUUGUGGUCUUUGUGAUUCAUUUGGUCUCUUCCGGUUUUGUGCACACCUGCCUGGGCUACAACCACGGCAUCGGCGACACAAAGGCGAACACUACGCAGGAAGCGGGCUACAGCCAGGAGAUUGUGGUUUCUGCAUCGCAGAGGACCCAUACUCCAAAGAAGGGCACGAAGCCAAAAGGCGCGAAGACGCCCAGGAACAAUGCCUCAGGAGAAGGCAAGGGAGCACCCAUGCUACCCUUCCCUGCGGCUCCCAGCUUCGGCAAGGGCCAACCGUUACCGCCACCGCCAAUGCCCUGGCCUGGCUAUGCAGGGAUGGCCCAACCUAUCAUGAUGCAGACACCGAUGCAACCCAUGCAGGCUCCGAUGCAAUCAAUGCCACAACAGCAAGCCCCACCGCAACUGGCACAGAUGAUGGCGCCAGUGGCCCCAUCAUUCUCGGCGCCACCUCCCCCUCAAGCAUCGAUGAGUUCGGAACACAUGGAGUUCAUCGAGAUGGCCCGGGCCCGCCAAUCCGAACUUCCUGCGGAUAUGAGACAUCAAAUGCAAAAGAUGGCCAAGAAGGAGGGAGCAAGAGCCACAAAGGACUUGCACAGCGCCGUCAAGCAGAUGGGCAUCGCCAGAGCGGAAGUGGAAGAAGCCAUCCAGGCCCGCAUCAACCUGAUAGCUUCCUGGAAAAACUUCCUCUCGGAAGCAGUCAAGACCUGGCAAGAUUACACAGUCCUUUUUCAAACUCAGGAACAAGGCCUUCAAGCCCGAAUCCAGGAGGCCCAAGAAAACUUCACACAAGCAAAGAUUCAGGCAGAGGCAUCUCAGGCAGUAGCGGGCAAGCUGACCAUAGAGAUCAAGGACGAGGACGACGACUUCGCCGAAGGCCAGGAGAAAACCGACAGGUCAGCAGGCAAGAUCAACGAGGGCUUAGCCACAUUGUCAGCGUCCUUACAACAAAUGAAGGAGCAGGCAGACGCCAUCGUGGUGGAGGAGAACGCGGCGAAAAGACAGCGCACCUCCCAUCAGAGCGAGCAGGCAAUGGAGGUAGGAGAACUGGCAGACUCCAAGGACUCUUCCAGGGAGUUGCCCAGCAAUACCUAUUCAAGAAUCUCCUUCAAGAAGGACAAGAACCAAGGACUUCGCCCUGGAGCUGCUCGAGUUCCCACGAUGCAGAUUCCAGCCACAGAACUUUUGACCUCAUUGACAUUUUUGAACUACUUCGAGUUGAAGGACGACCUGAUGAAGGAGAAGACGGCAGCGACGCUGGUCACCACCGUGCACAUUGCGGACCCAACCACAUGGUUUUCUGAGUUUGCCCACUCUUUUUCAAGACAAGUCGAACAUGAGGCCUACACAUCCGAGUGCCUCCAGCACUUCGUGAAGAAGAAUUGGAGCAAAACUUUGUGCGCAGAGUUCGGCAACGCCAGCUCCAACAUCCUUCUCAUGUGGAACCAACCCAAUGGAGAUGAGGCCCCGGAAUCUCAACAUCCUCGACAAGAUGAAACAAGGAACGCUCCCGAAGAUACAACAUCAUUCAUGGCUAGACAGCUGACGCUUCAUGAUGCAGCAUCUUUACCAUCAUCAGGGAGAAGUUCAAGGAGCUCGACAAGUUCAUCCUCAUCGUCAAGGUCGACUUCACGGUCCAGCGAAGAUGAAGACUGGCGUCAGACUGUGAUCUUCUCACUCGACGGCAGAUCUAUUUCUACGCUGCUACCUUGGCAUGAUCAGACUGAAUUAUAUCGACAAGCAGCUAGAGAAUUCGGCAUUGAACCCUUGGGAAUCAUCCGUCUUCAUCUAGUACUGCACAGACCCCUGGAUUAUGUUCAAGUUGGCCUUCAUGGACUCUUGUUGCAAAGAACACCGGAGUUCCGACCGACGCCUUUUGAGCGAUUAGUCUUGCUCGACUUGGAAUUGCAUGUUGACAACGAUGUCCAACCUUCGCCUUUCAGAAGGUAUGUACGUUGGGUACCGUACACGACCAACCGCCCCUCCUUCUUUCAGUUCCUGGGCCUUGAAGGAGUUUUGGCAGAACAUGGAGAUAUCUGCUACAUGUGGCGAAACAACGUCGUGGUGCCACAACGCGACAUUUCCCCCAUCAACUUCCUCGACGGCGACUACAUCAAGAUCUUUGUCGGCGACGUAGACAUGCAAGAACAAUGCAUAUCGGAGUCGGACGCCGCCAUUGGAGAUGAUCCUAUGAGUUCAAAUGCGUCCGGAGACGACAGCAGUUUGUUUCAACGGUCUGUCAACCAAUUCCAACAGGCACUUUUGGGCUUUGGACACAAUCUCGGUGCCGUAGAGAUCAAAACUGACCCAAAUCAUCACGCUCAAGGAGGUUUCAUUCCUGACAGGCCUACCAGACUCCCGGCACCUCCUCGCACUACAUUCAACAGAGGUUUUCACCGAAGAUCAACGACGUUUGGCACGACUCUUUGA
This is a messenger RNA of Cladocopium goreaui, 2439 nucleotides long. The record is from the annotation of a GenBank genome assembly. Lineage: Eukaryota; Dinophyceae; Suessiales; Symbiodiniaceae.